Heteronotia binoei (common prickly gecko) is the source of this 4207-nucleotide messenger RNA. RefSeq names its product HPS1 biogenesis of lysosomal organelles complex 3 subunit 1 (gene HPS1). Lineage: Eukaryota; Metazoa; Chordata; Lepidosauria; Squamata; Gekkonidae. Gene Ontology annotation, biological process: vesicle-mediated transport; melanosome assembly. Gene Ontology annotation, molecular function: guanyl-nucleotide exchange factor activity. The record is from RefSeq and is a predicted model, not a curated record. The coding region runs from base 88 to 2202 and encodes 704 amino acids. Gene Ontology annotation, cellular component: BLOC-3 complex. The transcript is spliced from 19 exons.
AUGGAAGGCCGAGGCCCAGCAAACUCGGCUUCUUUGACUCGUUCGUAAUCGCGCCCCGCCUCGUGUAGAGGCGUGCCUCGGGAAGGGAUGAAGUGCAUCCUGAUUGCCAGUGAGGGUGCUGAAGUUCUUUUCUACUGGGCUGACCCAGAUUUCCUGGCAAGCUUGCACCAGCGCUUUGGGGCCCAUGACCAAAGUGGUGAUGAGAUUCCUGCUUUAGAGGACAGCAUCAACACACUCUUUGCCCCUGUGAUCAUCUCCUGCAUGACGCUACUUGAGAGACUGGGGGAUACAUAUAGUUGCUUCUCUGCAGAAAAUGGCAAACAUCUCUAUGUGUUGCGUAUGUUUGGCGAGUGCCUAUACAUUGCAGUGAACGGUGAUGGGUCAGAGAGUGAAGAUGACUUAUGCCGAAAGCUCUAUGUGCUCCGGAGAUUAACCGAGGCUCACUUUGGCCUGGUCACACUGGACAGCCAUCUCAUCCGCAGGGAGCUGAGGCCGGUGGAUUCUGAGCAACGUGCUCAUGUCUGGAGACUCUUUCAGAGCCUGCUGGGGACCUAUAGCCGGCUGCAUCAUGAGGACCAAAGCUUUCUUGUAGAGGCUGUGGAGCGACUGAUCCAUCCACAGCUGUGUGAACAAUGCAUAGAAUUCUUGGAGCGCCAAGUUGUGCAGCACAUCAAUGGCAGCCCGGAACGUGCUGGACAUGAACUGGUGCAUGCCUUCCUGCUGGUGCAUACCAAGCUGCUGGCCUUUUAUUCCAGCCGAAAUGCCAGCUCACUGCGGCCUGCUGACUUGCUCACCCUCCUCCUCAUAGUGCAGGAUCUGUACCCCAGCAACACUUCUGAAGAACAAAAUGGUCUUCAGCUUUCAGAGGAUAAGCCAAGUCCUCAGCGGCUUCACAGCAGCGAGAGUAUCCCAGUGAAGAGCUCUUGUCCUAGUGAAGCAUCUCAUGAGCAGGUAGCAGAUGAUGGCUCUGUGCCCGAGGAGUUCUACACCCCCAAGGCUUCCCCUAGCCAACAGAGUUCCGGGAGUGCUGCCUGGUCUGAGGGUGCAGAGUCGCAGGGCGAGGGAGAGGUGAAUUCUGCUGACAUUCAGAUAGCUGAGGAUUCACUGCAGACUCUGAUGCCCUCCACAUCUGAGACCACCAACCCACGGAGAAUUUUUCUGGAUGCGAACUUGAAGGAAGGGUAUUGUCCCAUGAUGCCCCACACCAUGCAUUGUCUACCCCUCUGGCCAGGGAUCUCGCUGGUGCUCCUCACUAAGGGCCCCAGUUCCCAUGCGGCACUUUCCCUUUAUCAGCUGCUGGAUGGAUUCCUUGUAGUGGAGAAGAAACUAAGAGAGGGGCAGGAGAUUGGGCAGCCCCUCCGUUCUUAUCCACUCUUGCUGGAGCUCCGACAUCGAAUGGACAAAUUUGUCAAGAAGCUGGGAGGACAAGAGCCACAGUUGCAGAAUGCCUGGCUGGAAUUUAGGAACAGGAUUUUUUCUCGAAGUGAGGUUUUGAAUCCUGGGGAGAUCCUGCAGGCAUUUUGCAACAUCAGGCGGCAGCUCUGUGCAGUGUACCGGCUUCUCUUUCUUGGAUCUUCAGGGGCCCAAGGCCUGCCUCGAAGCAUGCUGGACCGAGCGCAGCAGCUCACACGGGACAAGCUCCGGGACUGGAGGGACUUCCUGCUAGUGAAGAGCAAGCGUAACGUCACAGUGGUGUCAUACCUAGAGGAUUUCCCAGGUCUUGUGCACUUUAUCUACGUGGACCGGACGGUGGGACAGAUGGUGGCACCAUCACUUAGUGUGGCUGAGGACUCUCCUUCUGAGCUAGGCAAAGGGCCUUUGCCUGCAUUUAUUAAGGAGAAGAUCUGGUCACUGGUGGCACUGGCUCGAAGCUACUUACAGAAGGGAUACACCAUGAUGACGCUGCGGGAUGGAGAUUACUAUUGCACCUACUUCCUUUGGUUUGAGAAUGAGCUGGGCUGCAAACUGGAGGUUACAGAAGUGCCAGUGCUUUCUGAUGAUUCAGCCCCCAUUGGGACACUGGCAGGUGACUACUACAGGAAGCUUCUCCGUUACUACAGCAAGAGUCACACAGGUGAAGUGGUGAAGUGCUAUGAGCUGCUGACCAUCCACCUGGGUAUCAUGCCCACAGAGCUGGUGAUCCAGCAGGGCUGUGACUUAGCACGACGACUCUGGGAGCCAACCCGCAUCCCCCUUCUGUAGGGCUCCUGGUUGCUACUUCACUGUGCUUUGAACUUCAUGUCUGUGCUUUUCUUGGGAUACUGCAUUUGCCUGCUCUGCACCGCCAUUCAACAGAGCUAGCAGACCAAACUAUUCUCCAUUCCUGCCAUACAUAAUUGGAUAUCCUUGCUCUAGAGGAGUAUAGCUUGACCCUGGGUAUUGAAGCCAAUGGGACCAAACUGCUUUUGCGGCACUGCUGACUUGGCUUGGGGACUCUGUGUAAGAUGCGAGUAAGAAUUCUCCUUGUGCAUACAUCAGCUCAUCCUUCUGCAUCUGUAUGAGCUGGAACAAUCUCUCCCUGGCCUAUCUGUGGCAGUUAGAUGCACUGAAACAGCAAGGAAUCUUCAUGAGCCAGACUUUUCUUAAGACCACAAAAUGGUUACGAGAAUAGAAUUUUAGAGCCGAACCCUGCCUAGACUUGAGCAAGAUGAGACUUGCUUUGUCUCUGGACAUUUGUUGUGUUUUAAAGAUUCUCAUCCACGCACAGUGGACAAGGAGCAGGUGACUACUACAGCCCUUCCACUACUGAAGCUAAGGGGUCAUAACUGAGUAAUCUUGUGGAUCUGAGCCCUUUCAAAUAAUGUAGAAAGAUGUAAUCUGGAGUAAAUGAGGAAAGAAAGAAUUCAUAGAGUUUCCCAGAAAAUGGCUUUAUGCAUGUACUUCCCCCAGUGAAACCCUCUGCUGCGUGCAAAAUGUCAAUUUCAAGUAAUGUGCCAGUGGAAAGUGACAUUGUGACAUGCUUAUCUGUAGGUAUAGUUAGAAGCACUCAGUGCACCAAAAUUUCUGAAUGGGUGCACUCAUGCUGAGCCAUGCCCCAUAGUAGAGGAUAUCCCUUGAAAUUAAUUUUUUUAAAGUUAAAAAUAAAAUAAUGGUUACAAGAACUUGUAAAAUAAAUAUUUUUAAAUUGAAUGAGUUAACUAUUUCAUGAAUGGGCUGAUAGCAACCAUUAAAAUGAAUUGCUAUUUCUCUUAUUUUUGCCAUAUAUAUCCAUUUUAAAAACUUAGUGAUAAAAAUAGGUACUUUAAAUUUGGAGGGGAAAGAAUGGUAUUAAGAGGAUAAUAGGCUUUUGCUAAACAGUGAAGCAAUUAUGCAAUAUAAGGAGAUCUGUGAUAAAAUAAUGAAUUAAAGUACAGUGUUUUUCCAGUAUCCUAAAAUAUUUUCUUCAUGGAAAAAUGAGAAGGACCUCAGCAGAACUGAUAUGAUUUUUGAAAAGGUGUUGUAUAAGGUACAUGAGGGGUCUAUUAUCUAAAUGCUGUGAAAAUAUCUUAUUAGAUAAUAGAACUCUGUAAAAACUUGGACCAGACUGGAAGGUCUUCAUUAAGCAGUAGCUGAUGUCUGGAAAGGUAGAUGUCAAUGCUGAUCAAUUGUAAAGAAAGUUCUAAUCAAUACAAUGUGAUUCCAGUGAAGCUUAGGAAGUUGAAUUCUGCUUGGGGGCUGUAGCAGAAUGCAAGCAGAUAAAUGUUAUGCAUGUGAUGACACUGGGCAAUAGUGAUCUGGCACACUCUUUAAACCCCUUAAAUGUUGCUGUUAUACAAAUGAGAUUUCAAUAAAAUAGGUAAAGAGAGACCUUGGUUAUAGGAUCAACUGAAAUCUCUAGCAGAUACAAAACAGCAGAUAUUAUUUCAGAAAGCUAGUGAAUUGUAACAUGUAGUUAGGUUCAGAUGAAAGAGAAACAAGGUAGGGCAAUCACUAGACUUUGAGGCUUCAGAUCACCCACCCAGCUAUUAAGCUCAUCUGGUGAUGCUGGACCAAUUAUUUUCUUUCAGCCCCAUUUACAUCAUAGCAUUAUUGAGAUAAAAUUGAUGUGAGGGGUCAUGAGUUUUUUGGCAGAAAGAUGGGAUUUAAAUGUAAUUUCAUAAAUAAAUGGAAGUACUGUAUUUUUCAUUAUGUAAUAUGAUAUACUGUAUGAUACAAAAUACUGCUACUUUUAUUAUGAAUUAAUGUUGCAUAAGUUUAUUAUUUAAAUAAACAUACCUAGCACCUAAAA